Mycena indigotica is the source of this 885-nucleotide messenger RNA. Its product is annotated as THO complex 7. Gene Ontology annotation, cellular component: THO complex part of transcription export complex. Gene Ontology annotation, biological process: mRNA processing. The record is from RefSeq and is a predicted model, not a curated record. NCBI's taxonomy places the organism in Eukaryota, Fungi, Basidiomycota, Agaricomycetes, Agaricales, Mycenaceae. The transcript is spliced from 3 exons. The coding region runs from base 1 to 885 and encodes 294 amino acids.
AUGGCCUCACAGAGCACCAGCAUCGUCCCUUUGACGGCGGAGGAAGAAGACCGUAUUAUUCUUGAACGAAUAACGAACGAUGAACGGCCUCUCCGACGCGUGAUGAGGAAACUACAGAACUACCACAAUGUUGCCUACCCUCAUCUGUUCCCAUAUAUGGCCGCCGCGGACGCCUCAGGCCCGACAGUGGACAACGCGAAGGAGGCUCUCAUAAUAGAACUCGCGUCGUUUCGGCUGAUGUUGCGGAAAGGCGCGAUGAUAUGUGAGGCGGAGGCGCGGCAGGUCGAAGAGUAUAAGAAAGAGAAGGAGAGGAUAGAUCUUGAGCAUGGCACUCUACGCGGCCAAAUCGAGCAGCUCAAGACAAACUUGGAGCGCGAACAAAUGCGGCGGCGGCGAAAGAUGGAGUACGACUUUGUCGCGGAGAAGGUCAACACGCUGCCCAGCCGCGAAGAGCUCGAGGCGAGCAUCCACUCGCUGGAAAACGACAUGACAACAAUCCGUGCCGAACACGAGGCUCAGGACAAGGCAAUUCUCGCACAGCAGGCCGCGCUCGACCAGAUUAUCGAGAAUUUAGAGGCGCUGAGGGCACUGGGCCGUGGUGUGGAUCAAGACAUUGCAUUGGUGGCCGGAGAUGCAACUGCUGACACUCCCGCGCCGGAAGAGGCUCCGACCGAAGCACAAACAACGGAAAAGGUAGAAGAGGCGGAAGAGGGUGAAGACGAGAGCAACAAGCAAAAAACAGAAGAUGAUGACAUAGAGAUGGGUGAACUGGAAGAACCUGAAAAAAAGGGUAAAAAGAAACGAGACGAAGAGUUGGAGGAGGGUGAGGCCAGCGACAGCAGUGAUUUGAGUAGUAUAUUAUCAGACGUCCCAGAAAAUAUCUAA